This is a messenger RNA of Lingula anatina, 2021 nucleotides long. RefSeq lists its product as uncharacterized. The record is from RefSeq and is a predicted model, not a curated record. NCBI's taxonomy places the organism in Eukaryota, Metazoa, Brachiopoda, Lingulata, Lingulida, Lingulidae.
ACGUGACACCAGCCACAAGCGAACAGCGUCGAGACACACACUGUCAGCAUUUUAGUAGCUGCCAAUUUCCAGGGAAAAUGUCGGCGUUCACAGAAGUUAACAAAGUUGAUAUGUCACUAGAUGACAUUAUAAAGCUGAAUAGGAAAGAGAAGAAAAGUCUGGCUGUUCAAAAGAGAGCCAAACAGACAAAGAAAGUAGUGCCCGCCAUGGCAAAGGUGAAACAGUUCAGAUCAAAGUUCAGUAAGGGUGCAGGAAACAAGUUUGCAGGACAAACACAGCUAAAAGGUCAAGGUAACAGAAGGCAGAAUUUGUCCCAGAAGCGAGCUCAACUUACUACCCAGAAAGGCAGGCGACCUGUGAACACAGUGGCCAAGCGAGCUCUGCAGGCAGCUAGGAAGACUUUGACCAGGAAGAAUACACAACAGAUGCAGAAACAGGCCAGGCAGAAUCUCCAGAUGCAGAAGAGAGGGCUGCAGGAACAGCCAGCUGUACAGAAUAGAAGAAGGAAGCUUAACAGAGGUUAUGUUGGUCAGCAGGCGCAGCAGAUCCAGCAGCCACAACAAAGGAAAAGACAGUGGAGAAACAAAGCAGGGAAAAAUAACAACCAAAAUAUUCUGACUGUCAGCAUCAAUAAUAAUAGACGUCAGCAGAACCAGGUGUUGGUCAGAGGUCAGUAUCCACAGCAGGGAGCUCAGGGAAGGAACAACCAGCAGAGGAGACAGAGGAGGAACAUGAACAGGCAGCAGAAUAUGAAACAAAUCAUACAGCAUUUACAACCUUCAGUUCGCAGACAGUACAACAUGAACAGUGGAAAUAUGUCUGUAAACCAGACUGGACGCACAAUGAGUGACAGGUUUUCGGGUGGGAACCAGAUUUCCAUGGGCAGAGGAGGCGGGAGGAGGAGGAACAGACAGAGAGGCGGACGUGGUGGCGGCGGCGGUGGUGGUGGAGGCAACAACUUCGUACAAAACAGGCAGCAAAACAGACAACAGAAUCAAGGGAAUAGGAACCGGAACAGGCAGACAAGAGGGCGACGUGGGGGUGGGCCGCAGAGAGGGGGUGGUAGCGACAGAGUUGUAUUUUGGUAGAAAUGUGAAAGAGACUAGAUUCACUAUGUGAUUAAAGUGGUCAGAUAUAGCUGUGUUUAUAAUCGUCCAGAAGUGGGUUUUUAAGUUGCUGAUGCAGAUUUGAGUACUUAUUUUUACACACUUUUAUAUUGAUAAUAAUUAUUUUCAUAGAUGAAAUCUUGGUAUUGUGUUGAUUUAGAUUGUCUUAAAAAUGAUAAAAAAAUUGCCACUGAGGGUCAUUUGACAUGUGUUUUAGCCUAAACUGUCUAUUUAAAACACCUGUUAUAACUGUUUUUUUUUUCUUGAAGACUUAAAGUAUCCAGAAGGAUUAAGACAGGUGGCAUACAGUGUGUUUGUUUAGAAACUUCAUCAUUUUAAGACAUGGGUCUAUGCAUAUUUUGUAACUUCAGGUCAAGGAACUUUUUAUAACACCAAAAACACAAUGAAUGGGAAUUUUUGGUAUGAACAAGCUUACAUUUUCAUUUUAUUUAUUUGACAUAAAAAGUUUCAUGCAUUUAUAUACAUAUGUUUGUAAACAGGUUUGGGUGGCAUUUGAUACUAUAGUUUUGAUAUUGUGUAAACAAUUAAUGGCAUUGUAACAAUUUAUUCAGAUAAUUAACCUGACAAAAAGUAGAAAUUUGCCAUUUUAUGAUGGAGAAUGCUUUGUAAAUAUAAUAUAUAUUUUAGUGAUGUCCAGCUUAAGCUGUGAACAGUUAGAAAGGUGCUACAUGUAACCUAAAAGAUCUUGGCAUGGUAAAUAGUUUACUGUGCUGUGCCCUGUACUGGGUAAUAUCAUGAAGUGACAUUUUUCUUCAGUUGGUUGUUAUGUAGAUAUUUUCAUUUUAUGGUACAAGUUAUUUAUAAUAAAUGGAAUAAAUGUACAUUCAUUUUUUUUAGAUUGUUGAUUUUGAUUGACAUGAAUCUAAAUAAAUUAUUACUUUUAUAGACUAAAUA